Messenger RNA from Megalobrama amblycephala (Wuchang bream), 1812 nucleotides. RefSeq names its product beta-1,3-galactosyltransferase 2-like. Bases 15 to 1139 code for a protein of 374 amino acids. Gene Ontology annotation, molecular function: N-acetyl-beta-D-glucosaminide beta-(1,3)-galactosyltransferase activity. The transcript has 2 exons. The record is from RefSeq and is a predicted model, not a curated record. Gene Ontology annotation, cellular component: membrane. Lineage: Eukaryota; Metazoa; Chordata; Actinopteri; Cypriniformes; Xenocyprididae.
UCAAGAACGCAGUCAUGGCAUUUGGAAGCAUAAGGAAAAGAUGUGGUUUGACUCCGGAUAAUGUUUUAAUAUGUCACAUUAAAACAAGAUUCGCUCUGAUGCUCACUUUGACAUUAUCAUUGUCUACCAUUGCUUAUGUCUAUUUCUCUCUCAAGCCAGUUAUGCACCAUCACACCAAGUUUAAUGUUGUAAAUCAUACUCAGUCCUAUACUGAGGGCUUGUCUGACAAAUUUUUUGUCUGGAAGAUCAUGCAAACACCUACAGCACUGAAAAAACUCACAGCAUCCAUUAGCACAAAACCCAUAUCAGUUCUUCACUAUGUUGCUCAUCCAAGCAACUAUCAUUUCAUUAUGGAUGAACCUGAUAAAUGUGAGCAGAGUCCGUUCCUGGUCUUGAUGGUCCCUGUGGCGCCCAAUGAGGUUGCAGCUCGUAACGCCAUCCGGAGCACGUGGGGGAAUGAGAGCACAGUCCAGGGAAAAGCAGUGAUUACUCUGUUCUUGGUGGGUUUGACUGGAGGAUCCGACUCUGAAAAAGCUCAACAGCAGCUGGAGGAAGAGAGCCGACAACACAGAGACUUACUGCAGAGCAACUUUGUGGACUCGUACUUCAACCUGACCAUAAAGACGAUGGUGAUCAUGGACUGGCUGGCCACUCGUUGCCCUCAAGCGACUUUCAGUAUGAAGAUUGAUUCUGACAUGUUCUUAAACCUGGAAAACUUGAUGAUCCUCCUAUUGGCACCCAACACACCCAGACAGAACUACAUCACUGGUUUUUUGAUGUGGGACCGACCUGUCAAUAGAAACAAAAAAUCUAAAUAUUACGUGUCAGAGGAGCUGUACCCCGAACCGAAAUAUCCCACGUAUGUGAUGGGAGUAGGAUAUGUUUUCUCCAACGAUCUUCCCAAAAAAAUAGUUGAUGCUUCCAAGGACUUGAAGCCCUUUAACAUGGAAGAUGCAUUUGUGGGUGUUUGUCUGAAACGGUUAGGCAUUAAACCCUCACGUGCACCAGAUCCUUCUCAGUUUCGGACCUUUAUGAAGGAUUCUAAAACUCACGACCUUUCCAAGGUCAUUACAACAAUUGCAAGGUCACCGAAGCAGAUAAUAGAGUUCUGGCAAAAUGUGACAAAAAUAUCACCCUGACAUGUUUGUCUUUAUACUCCCUUAAAAAAAAAAGUAAUUUAAAAAUGAAAUGCUCAAAUUUAAAGUGGUGUAUCCAAGUCAUUAUACGUAUGAAUUCCAUUUUCAACUUAUUUUUGUAUAAAUUAAUACAUCUGAUAUAUAUAUAUAUAUAUAUAUAUAUAUAUAGUAUUAACCCUGCAACCAAAAUAUUGACUUCUAAAGAUAUGCAAAUAAGAUGUGCAUAACUAUAAUUCCGACUUCCCCAGAUCUGCUUCACAAUUCUUUUAAAUCAAAAGUAAAUAAACCUGAAAAUAUUGGAAGAAAUGUGUAUUGGAAUUAAAAUGUGCCUAAACACUUAAUUAUUUUUCUGCUUCAUGGGUAGGCUACACUUUGCCUGCCUUUAAAACCUUUAAAUUCAAAACAGUAAAAUGUGGCAAUAUGUUUUUAGUCAUUAUCAAUAAAUUGCUCUUUCUUUCUUUCUUUCUUUCUUUCUUUCUUUCUUUCUUUCUUUCUUUCUUUCUUUCUUUCUUUCUUUCUUUCAGUAACCAUACUUUUAGUUUUGCUUGUUGUCUGGAUAAAUUCCCGAGGAAAUGCUUUUAACCCUCUAUGGUAUGCAAUAUGAUAUCAAUGAGGAAAAAAAAUAUUUGUGUUGUUUUUCCUGCUUAAAAUUGGACACUUUAACAAUAUCAAUAAA